AUGUCAAUUCCGGUUGGCAAGAUCCUCACAUCACUGGUAUCUGUAAUAUCGAUCUCCAUCGUAGCAAAUAUCCUAAAGCAGCUAUUCUAUCGAGACCCACACAGACCGCCAGUCGUGUGGCAUUGGGUUCCGUUGAUUGGGAGCACGGUAGAAUAUGGCCAGGAUCCGUACAGGUUCUUCUUCAGGUGCAGGAAAUUGUAUGGCGAUGUCUUCACCUUUGGGCUGCUUGGGAUGAAGGUCACUGUCUACUUGGGAGCCAAAGGAAACAAUUUCAUCCUCAACGGCAAGCUGAAGGAUCUCAAUGCAGAAGAAGUGUACGGGCCACUCACGGUACCGGUCUUCGGCCCGGGUGUUGUCUACGAUGUCGACAAUGCACGCUUCAUGGACCAGAAGCGGUUGCUGAAAGAAGGCUUCACAAGCCAGAGUCUCCGUGCUUACGUUCCGCAAUUCGUCAGCGAAGUCGAGCAGUACGUCGACAGCAACGCUGCCUUCCAGGGGGACGGUGGCAUAUGCGAUAUCUCUACAGUGCUCUCAGAGAUGUCCUUGUACGCCGCGGCAGGAUCCCUGCAAGGUAGAGAGGUCAGGGACGCGUUCGACUCAUCGUUCGCAACAUACUACCGUCAUCUCGAUGACGGCUUCGCACCCGUCAACUUCAUGUUCCCGUGGUUGCCAACACCAGUCAACCGGCGGCGGGAUCGUGCUCAGCAGAUGAUGGCGAAGCUGUACAUGGACAUCAUCCAAAAGCGACGAUCGACUGGCAACCAGGAUAACAGCAAUGACAUGCUUUGGGCACUGAUGGACGCCCGAUACAAGGACGGCACCCAAAUCCCCGACGAGGAAAUCGCGAAUCUGAUGAUAGCGUUGCUGAUGGGUGGGCAGCAUAAUACCGCAGCAUCAGGAACUUGGAUCAUGCUCCACCUGGCCCACCGGCCGCAUCUCAUCGAGGAGUUGUAUCAGGAACAGCUGAACACGCUCGGCGAGAAAGCACCGGCUUAUGAGACACUUCAACAACUGACACUCCACAACAAUGUCAUAAAGGAGACGCUCCGGCUUCACAGCCCGAUUCACUCGAUCAUGCGCAAGGUCAAACAACCGAUGCAGAUUCCGGAGACAGGCAUGGUCGUUCCGGCGGGACACAUUCUCCUCGCAGCCCCUGGCGUUCCUGCUCGAAGCGACGAGUUUUUCCCCAAUGCCAUGACAUGGGAUCCGCACCGAUGGGACAAACCUUCGACGGGGCAUGAUCUAGACUCGCAAGGAGAGGAUGAGACGAUCGACUAUGGAUAUGGAGCCGUGUCGUCCAAGGCGGUGUACAGCCCUUACCUCCCCUUUGGUGCAGGCCGUCACCGUUGUGUUGGAGAGACGUUUGCAUAUGCGCAGCUGGGAGCGAUUCUUGCUACUCUGGUGAGGCUUUUGCAGUGGGACCAGGUCGAUCCGAAGGCCCCUGUGCCUGCAACCGACUAUUCUGUGAGUCCUUCCCAACCUUGGUGGGAGAGUAAAACGUGCGCGGAAUCCCUGCCUCUAAAGGAACCCGGUUGCUUGGCGCCAUAA
Cladophialophora carrionii CBS 160.54 is the source of this 1548-nucleotide messenger RNA. RefSeq lists its product as uncharacterized. The transcript has a single exon. NCBI's taxonomy places the organism in Eukaryota, Fungi, Ascomycota, Eurotiomycetes, Chaetothyriales, Herpotrichiellaceae. The coding region runs from base 1 to 1548 and encodes 515 amino acids. Gene Ontology annotation, biological process: ergosterol biosynthetic process. The record is from RefSeq and is a predicted model, not a curated record. Gene Ontology annotation, molecular function: iron ion binding; monooxygenase activity; heme binding.